Nannospalax galili (Upper Galilee mountains blind mole rat) is the source of this 807-nucleotide messenger RNA. RefSeq names its product eotaxin. Gene Ontology annotation, molecular function: CCR chemokine receptor binding; chemokine activity. The record is from RefSeq and is a predicted model, not a curated record. Lineage: Eukaryota; Metazoa; Chordata; Mammalia; Rodentia; Spalacidae. Gene Ontology annotation, cellular component: extracellular region. The transcript has 3 exons. Bases 121 to 411 code for a protein of 96 amino acids. Gene Ontology annotation, biological process: monocyte chemotaxis; immune response; cellular response to tumor necrosis factor.
CCCUGUGAAGGCACAGGCUUCCCUGGAAGCACCCACCCAUCUGCUCUUUAUAAAGGCAAGCUGAAUAGCUAGCAGAGCAGAGAGGCUGAGCUAAACGCAGAAGCUCCAACUCCUUCCACCAUGCAGGCCUCCGCAGGACUUCUAUUCUUGCUGCUCACGGCCAGCAGCCUCACCACCCAGGUGCUGGCUCAGCCAGCUGUCCCGACGGCUUGCUGCUUUAUUCUGACCACUAAGAAGAUCCCCACGCAGCGAUUGGAGAGCUACAGAAGAAUAACCAACAGCAAAUGUCCACAGAAAGCCAUCGUCUUCAUGACCAAGCUGGGCAAGGAGAUCUGUGCUGACCCCAAGCAGAAGUGGGUCCAGGAUUCCAUGAAGCACUUGGACCAAAAUCCUCCAAUUCCAAAGCCAUAAGUAAUCUUCUCUUUUGAAACUAAGAUAGAGCCUGAGACAUGCUUGGUUUAUGCUCCUUUCUUAAGAUGUGCUUUGAGAUAACCUCAUCACCAUUCCCCAAGGAAUGUGCUUCAUUUAGUAAUGGAUGGAACCUGAAGUCGCCAUGUUCAGUGAAAUAAGCCAGACUCCAAAAGAUUGUGUAACUCCUCGCGUAUGCAGAAUCCGAAAUGGAAAAAGGAAAGGGGAUGCUGGAUUAUUGAGGAAUAGUGUGGAGGACAGCAUUUCAGGGUAUAACUGAGGAUAAUACAGGGGUAAAUGUGAUCUAGUACCUUACAGACAUGUUUGAAAAUGUCAUGAUGUGAUCCUUUGUUUUGUACAAUUAAUAUGCUCUAAUAAAACAUUAAUAGUAUAAACGUU